AUGGUGUGGGUAUGGCCGACCCUCCCUCUCCUUCUCCCCCUCUCUCUCCCGCUCCCUGCUCCCUGCUCUCUCCAUACUCCCCUUCCUCUCUCUGCUUCCCCUCCUCUCCACACUCCCCCUCCUCUCCACACUCCCCCUCCUCUCCACACGCCCCCUCUCCUCGCUUCUCCCCUCUCUGCCGCCCAUAUCACUCCCUCCUCGCUCUCUGCUGCUUCCGCGAAGCUGCUCCUUCUUUUGCGGACUGCCAUCAGAACCCAGUCGGGACCAGACCCCUUUACGGGUUGCAGUGUUACCGUCCCCACGAUUUCGCUCCUCCGUCCUCUCCUCCCUUCUUUCCUCCCUCUCCUCCUCCCUUCCGUCCACCCACUCAUCCCUCCCACCUCUCACGUCUCCUCCACUCCUCCCCCCUCGCUCCGCCCAAUCAGCCCCCCUGCUCCUCCCCAUCCCCCGCUCGCCAGCUCCCCUCCCGCUACCGUCCCUCCCCCAACGCCCCCCCCUUCCGCCUCUAAAGCCCCCGUCGCCUCUGCCCUCCCUCCCAAAUCUCCCCCUCCCACCACCCCAAUUCCCGUCGCCGCCCCUCUCGUCCCUGCCGAGCCUCCCUUUCAUCCCUCCCAUUUCCGAACCUACAACCCCCCUUCCACUUCCCCCACGAAACCGCGGCUCCCGGUCCUCUCUCCCCUCACCGCUGACCUCCUUCCCCCCGUCCCGCGGCUCCCGUUCCGCACCUUGCGGAUGCAUCGGCGGAGUUCUUCCCCCUCCUUGCGGAUGCAUCGGCGGAGUUCUUCCCCCUCCUUGCGAAUCCCUAUCCCUGGCUCUUUCUCUGUCUCUGUCCCUGUCUCUGUCCCUGUCUCUGUCCCUUUCAUGUCCAGCAGCCCUCAGUCUCUCGCGGAGAUCUUCAUUUGA
This is a messenger RNA of Closterium sp. Yama58-4, 903 nucleotides long. The record is from the annotation of a GenBank genome assembly. Lineage: Eukaryota; Viridiplantae; Streptophyta; Zygnematophyceae; Desmidiales; Closteriaceae.